This is a messenger RNA of Echinostoma caproni, 402 nucleotides long. The record is from the annotation of a GenBank genome assembly. Lineage: Eukaryota; Metazoa; Platyhelminthes; Trematoda; Plagiorchiida; Echinostomatidae.
AUGUGUCGUUCGUGCAAGAAUGCCUAUUCGUGGUUCAAAAUUCCCGCCAUGCUGUUAGCCUGUUUCUGUUUGCUCAUGUGGCUCAGUCUGGUCGGUCGACGUGCUUAUCUUCGCCGAGUUCACUUGCCAUCUGUCCGCGGGGCCUGUUGCUCAUUGACCGAUCUGGACUAUAUGAAUAAUAACAACAGCAGUAACUCUAGCCGGGCCUAUAUCGUCCGAUUACCACCCCGAUCGUUGACCGGACCGCGUUUGGCUCAGGAGGCACAUCGCGUGCUGUUAACUCCGAGCCGAUCGUCCUCGGGGCGAAAUUCACGACUGAGACAUAGCAGUCCACAACACCGGGAAGGUCGUCAUUCCUCUAACACUUCCGGAUCUCCUACAAGUACCACCGGUAUGCGGUAA